UCCCCCCUCCCGUCAUGGCGGCGGCGGACAUCACGGCGCUGUUCAAGGCCUCCGUCAAGACGGUGAAGACGCGCAACAAGGCGCUGGGCGUCCCGCCCGGAGGAGCCGAGCCCGCCGCCCUCUGGCCCAGGCGCGACCCCCGGGGAAGGGGAGGCUUCUCCGCCCGCGCCCGCGAAGUGGUUAAUAACAUUGGAAAACUCAAAGACUUCCUUCUGCAGCACCGGAAAGAUUACAUUAAUGCUUAUAGCCACCUCAUGUCUGAGUAUGUGCGAAUGUCCGACACUGACCGAGAUCAGAUUGACCAAGAUGCCCAAAUCUUCAUGAGAACCUGUGCUGAUGCAAUUCAGCAGCUCAGAGCAGAAGCACACAAGGACAUCCAUUCCCCACAAGUGAAGCAGCACCGAGAAACGGUUUUGGAUUUCAUUGCAGACUACUUAAAAAGAGUGUGCAAGCUGUACUCGGAGCAAAGAGCAAUACGGGUCAAGCGCGUAGUGGAUAAAAAGAGAUUAUCCAGGCUUGAACCUGAGCAAAGCAGUAAGUCUCCAGGAAGAGUGCCCGAGACAGAGGUGGAGGCUCCUCCAGAAGAAUUGGAAGAAAAACUCACCAGGGAAGGCAACCGAGAGAGGAACCUGGUUGAUGAGCAUGCUGAUUUUGGUCUUGGUCAAGACAGCAGAGGAGACGAUGAGCUUUCUCCUGAAGAAAUCCAAAUGUUUGAACAGGAAAACCAACGCCUUGUGGGUGAAAUGAACAGCCUGUUUGAUGAAGUGAGGCAGAUUGAAGGGAAAGUAGUUGAAAUAUCUAGACUUCAAGAAAUAUUUACAGAAAAAGUAUUACAACAGGAAGCUGAAAUCGAUAAUAUCCACCAGAUAGUUGUGGGUGCAACAGAGAACAUCAAGGAAGGCAACGAAGACAUAAGAGAGGCGAUCAAGAAUAAUGCUGGAUUUCGAGUGUGGAUCCUUUUCUUCCUGGUCAUGUGCUCCUUCUCUCUGUUGUUUCUGGACUGGUACGGAAGCUGAUCCUGGCCAAUAAACCCCUGCGGAACCACCUCGCCAGGUGACACUGCAUUUCAUGCAUCAUGGCUGUAGAAAUGUGGGUGUCUCAGAACUCAUGGGGAGCUUUAGGCAGCAGACGGCUGCCAGGAAAUGCUCAGUAAAAGUGUUGACAGGUACAUGGUUACAGCAGGGAGUUGCCAAACAUUUAUAUGGGAUGAAAUGCCGAGCAGCCGCUUCCCCUUCAGGGCUGAGGCCGUGUUUUCCAGCAUGCCAUUGGCCUUCCCUGCUGGCUGAAGUCGGGGGAGCCCCCCCACCCCCUGCCCGAAAAAGUCCCCUUUAUGGAGAGGAGCUUCAGCUCAGAACACGGACUGCUGCUUGGCUCUUGCCAGAAACUCUUGUGUCCCAACUCCCUUCCCUCAUUUUGUCUUCCCUUUCAAAGCCCCAAUUGGCCUUUCCAGCUCUGAGACAUGGGUCUGUGGAAGCCCCCCCCCCCCCCCCCCCCCCAAAAAAAAGAGAGGAAGGAGGUCUUCUUGAAUGAUCCAUUUCAGUUUACAGCAAAUGGUGAUUGCUCAGACUUAGUCAUGCAAAUAAUCGUUUUUAGAAAGGUUAUAGAAGCAGUUUCUGUUGCAAGCAGGGUGACCAGAAUUUCUUUUCCUCUCUACUGCUGCAAACAUCUAUUUAAACAUAUGGAGUUUGA
Molecule: messenger RNA, 1689 nt
Organism: Notechis scutatus (mainland tiger snake)
Lineage: Eukaryota; Metazoa; Chordata; Lepidosauria; Squamata; Elapidae
Gene: STX18
Product: syntaxin 18
Biological process (GO): retrograde vesicle-mediated transport, Golgi to endoplasmic reticulum; intracellular protein transport
Cellular component (GO): SNARE complex; membrane; endoplasmic reticulum
Molecular function (GO): SNAP receptor activity
Source: RefSeq, a predicted model, not a curated record